AUGAAUUCGAUUGGAGAAUUUGCAAUGAAAUGUUCUAAAGAAAAUCAUGAUUAUGCUUCUUUGACUUGUUUAAAUAAAACAUGUGAGUCUAGUAGAAUUUAUUGUGACUAAUGCCUUAGAAAUGGAGAUCACAUAGAUCACAUUAAUGAUCAAUGGAAUUUGUCAAGAUUAAUUUAGGUUUUUAAGAGUAUUGAGAAAAAAAGUAAAACAUUAAUUUCAGAUUUAUGUUUGAUGAAUGAAGUAAUAAAUCAACUAUUCACUAAAUUAAAUUAAAAGAUAAGAAAAAAAUUUCAAUAUUCUUAAGAAAGAAUAUAAGGGUAGGAUACAAAACAAUUAAAUUAAAUUUUGGAUGAGAUUAUUAAAUAUGAUGAAUUUUAAAAAGAGUUAUUAGAGGAACUUCAUCACUAUUCUGACAAUAUGAUUAUGUAUUUAACAAGAUAAAUCACAGAAUUGAAACUAGAUAAAUUAAGUGAUUAUUAAUUAGAUUUAUAAGAUAUAGAAGAGGUUGAAUCUUUACAUGAAAGUGGUUAUCAAUUAUAUUAUAAAGAUAAUAAAUGUAAGGCAGCAAUUAAAAUAAUAGAUGAUGCAUUACUCAUCAAUCCAAAACAUCUGAAUUCAUUACGUACAAAAGGUAUAAAAUCAGACAUUAAUGUAUUAGCAUAUUGUUUAUAAAGACUUGGUAAUUACCAUGAUGCAAUUGUAUUUGCAGAAAAAGCUUUGUUAAUUGAAUCAAAACAUGUCAAAUCUUUAUUUAUAAAAGCGGAAUGUUUAAGAAUGCUUGGUCGCUUCAAUGAUGCAAUUAUAUGGAUUGACAAAGCUUUAUCAAUAGAUUCUAAAAAUAUCAAUUCUUUAUAUACAAAAGCUGAAUGUUUAUUUAUGAUUGAUAAUUACAAGGAAGCAAUUCUAUGGGCAGAUAAAACCUUGUCUAUUGAUUCAAAGCAUCUCAAUUGUUUAUUUACAAAAGCUUAUAGUUUAUAUAUGAUUGAUAACUACAAUGAAGCAAUUCUCCGGGCCGAUAAAGCAUUAUCUAUUGAUCCCAAGCAUGUCAAUUCUUUAUUUACUAAAAGUAUAAAAUAAAACAAAAAUUUAGCUGAAUGUUUACAAAGGCUUGGUAAUUAUAAUGAUGCAAUUUUCUGGGCAGAUAAAACUUUGUUGAUCGAUUCUAAACAUGUCAAUUCUUUAUUUACUAAAGGUAUAUCAUCAGGCAAUAUGGAAAGCUGA
Paramecium tetraurelia is the source of this 1221-nucleotide messenger RNA. RefSeq lists its product as uncharacterized. The transcript is spliced from 5 exons. Gene Ontology annotation, molecular function: protein binding. The record is from RefSeq and is a predicted model, not a curated record. Lineage: Eukaryota; Ciliophora; Oligohymenophorea; Peniculida; Parameciidae. Gene Ontology annotation, biological process: cell division.